Molecule: messenger RNA, 2577 nt
Organism: Equus caballus (horse)
Lineage: Eukaryota; Metazoa; Chordata; Mammalia; Perissodactyla; Equidae
Source: RefSeq, a predicted model, not a curated record
CUCUGGAAAACAGUUUGGCAAUUUCUUAAAAAACAAAACACACAGCUACCAUGCCACCCGGCAAUUGCAUGCCUGGGCAUUUAGCCCAGAGAAAUGAAGACUUAUGUUGACACAAAAACCUGUACACAAAUGUUUGUAGCAGCUUUAUUUGUAAUAGUCAAAAACUGGAGAUAACCCACAAGUCCUUCAACAGUUGGUUAAACAAACUGACAUAUCCCCAUCAGGGAAUACGACUAAGAGAUACAAAGAAAUGAACUGUGAGUAACUGCAACAAUCCAGAUGAAUCUCCAGUUUUGCUGAGUGGAAAGGAGCAAAUCCAAAAAGGUCACAUACUGUACGAUCUCACUUAUGUAACAUUCUUGAAAUGGCAACAUUACAGACGUGGAGAACAGAUGCGUGGUUGCCCAGAAUUAAAGAGGUGGUAGUGGUGGGAAGGAAGUCUAUGGGGCUGUCAAAGAGGAAGACAAAGGAUCCUGUGGUGAUGGAAAUGUCCUGUAUCUUGACUGUGUCAAUGCUACUAUCCUAAUUAUGGUAUUGUACUAUAGUUUAGAGAAAUAGUACCAUUGGGGGAACCACGUAAAAGGUUGAUGUAAUUUCUCUAGGUUGUUUCUUACAACUUCCUGUGAAUCUACAGUUAUCUCAAAGUAAAUAGAUUAAUUUUAAAAACUCAAAAGAUGGAGGCAAAACCAGGGAAACAGAUAUGUCAGUUUGUCAGUUAUGGCAUGCGCCUUAGAACCCUGACGUCAUAAUGGCCACAGAUCUUGACAACACCAGAAUCCUCAGGCUCCAGGGCCUAGUUUACAGUGCUCUGCUAAGUGCUGUAGACGUGCUCGAUAGUCAGUGCCAAGAAUUGAAGAAAACGGGAUGUUUUCGUCAAUCAAAAAGCGUUUUGAGCUUUCAGGUGGUCCUUCAAGGCUUCACCUCAGCAGGGAAAGCGCUUCUGUUGAGGUGGACACCCACAGUGAAAAUGCUACGUCAUCUGAGAGUGCCGGAUGAUCACACCCUGCUGAUCCACGGCCCCGUGGAACUCAAGAGAGGCUGGAGGAGGCAGAAGCGGCACCUCUUCUUGCUCAGCGAUCUGUUGCUGAUAACUAACACCAAUUACAAAAAAAACUUUAAGAUAGAAAAUAAAGUACCCCUGAACACCAUAUGGAUUGCCAACUGUUUGGACAAAUUCGGAGAAGCCGACACCUGUGCCAAGAGGUCCUUUGUCUUGGGCUGGCCCACGGUGAACUUUGUGGCCACCUUCAGUUCUUCAGAACUAAAGGAAAAAUGGCACUCUUCCCUUCAAAGGUGCAUCAAUCUAGCCAAAGAGGAGGACCAGCCGAAAAGCAUUCCCCUCAAAAUCAUCACUGAGGACAUUAAGAACUGUGUCUGUUCUGUAACUGUAACAGUGACAAAUUCGGAUACAGUGAAUAACAUUAUCAACAUGUCACUACCAAUGCUUGGAAUAACUGGCUCUGAGAAAGAUUACCAGCUGUGGGUCAGUUUCGGCAAGAAAGAGGCCCCAUGCCCACUCACUGGACAUGAGCAUCCCUACGGAAUUAAAAUGAGCCAUCUUCCAGCCACUGGGCUCCUGCCACAGGGACCAGAGGACUCCACCUUCCAGGAGUCCCCAGGCACGCAAGGCCAAUUCAUCUUGAAGCCGAGGCACCCAGCCAGGAACCAGCAGAGGAAAGGUGAGCCCCUCCCCUCUGGCAAGCGCCUUCUCUCGGCUCAUGUCUCCACUUCUCAAACGCAUGACACAGAGCUGAUUUUCCAUGUGUGGGUGGAGGGCCCGUAUGGACAGGAACCCAGUACCCGCCCAGAAUCAAGCUUAGGGAAACUCCAAGGGUCUGAAAUCAAGACCCAGCUCAAUUCUAGGAAGGUUUUUUUUUUUUCUUUUUCAAUUCUUCUAGGUAGACAGUUGCUCCCUUCUCUGUAUCCCCAGAGCACUGUUGCCAUAUAGUUCUGUGUCUGCACAUCCAUGUGUCUUCUCAGAGCGUGUGCUUCUACAACCUGAGAACGUGCCUUCCCGAUCUCAGGGUUUUGUCCAGUAUCUCAGUAUGUCACGGGAGGGGACCAAAUGACCACAUGGCUUAGACACACCUGGAAUAAAAAACUCCAGUGGAGCGAAGAGUUAUGGAAUUGAACUGGACUCUCUUCUGGGCUUCGGCUGAAGUGGCCUUGGGAUUCCAGAGAGAACUGGACUCUCAAGUCUGUUCCCACAGCAAGCUCGCUUUCCACGUCUGCUUCAGACCCAGGGCGAGACCAAAACUAGACUGAAUGUUUAUGGUCAGGGCUUUUUUAGCUUCCUUCUUGUCAUUUUUUUCCCCUACCAUUCCAAUAUUCUCCCAUUGAUAUUUCUUUCUCUGAAGAAGACAUUUUAUUUAUUUGGGAAGUAUUUGAGCCAGAAUAGAAUUUCUACUUAAAAGUAUUUUUAUUAUGAUUGUUAUUCUAUAAGGAUAAAGUUUCAAAACAUUUAUUUUUUAAUACACACACCCUAAUUUGAGCAUGAGGAAACACUAACCUAAAUCUUGCCAGGACUGUUUAAAACUAGCUAGGUUUUAGGGGCCAGCCCGGUGGUGUAGUGGUUAA